AUUCCAAAUCAUUAAUUCAACGCGACAUUUCCCACGCGAUCCUGCAUCGGUCUCUCCGCCCGUCGCCUUUCGCCUCCCUCUCAUAUCUCGUCCCCCCUUCCCCCGCCCUUCCACAUCUCUCGCUCUCAAGAUCUCAUCGCAGGUGUAGCUUUUGAGGCGAAGAGAAAUGUCGGCCUUCUCCGCCGUCAGGAUCCCAUUUCCCGCUGUCGUCGCCGCUCGAUCUACCGGCGAGAAGCCCUCCUCCCCCUUCCUCUGCUCGCCGGCUGCCGCACCUGGCAUCCACAGCUCGCCCCUCAGGUCGCCUCGCCUCGGCCGCCCUCCCCUUGCCGUCUCCUCUGACGUCCUCAGCAGCCAGAAGCCCCUUGGCUCUAAUUCCUCCCCCUCCCUGGCGGUAAUAAGCCGAGAUGAGGCGUUGGAGCUGUACGAGGACAUGGUCUUGGGGCGCGUCUUUGAGGACAUGUGCGCGCAAAUGUACUACCGUGGCAAGAUGUUUGGUUUCGUCCACCUAUACAACGGCCAAGAAGCUGUCUCCACCGGUUUCAUUAAACUCCUUGAAACCCGGGAUAGCGUCGUUAGCACAUAUCGAGAUCACGUCCAUGCCAUCAGCAAGGGUGUCCCCGCUCGUGCCGUCAUGGCUGAGCUCUUCGGCAAGGCUACCGGCUGCUGUCGUGGCCAGGGCGGCUCCAUGCACAUGUUCUCUGAACCCCAUAAUCUUCUUGGUGGCUUUGCUUUCAUAGGUGAAGGUAUCCCAGUGGCCACUGGUGCCGCGUUCUCGUCCAAGUACCGCCACGAGGUCCUCAAGGAGGCUAAGCCCGACGGCCUUGAUGUCACCGUCGCCUUCUUCGGUGACGGGACCUGCAAUAAUGGUCAAUUCUUUGAGUGCCUCAACAUGGCUGAGCUCUGGAAGCUGCCCAUCGUGUUUGUUGUGGAGAAUAAUCUAUGGGCAAUUGGGAUGUCGCACCUUAGAGCGACUUCCGACCCUGAGAUCUGGAAGAAGGGACCAGCAUUCGGCAUGCCCGGGGUGCACGUUGAUGGGAUGGAUGUAUUGAAGGUUCGGGAGGUGGCGAUGGAAGCGAUCGCAAGAGCGAGGAAUGGAGAAGGACCCACACUGGUUGAGUGUGAGACUUACCGUUUUAGGGGGCACUCACUUGCUGAUCCUGAUGAGCUCCGGCAGGCUGAUGAGAAAUCACAUUAUGCUGCAAGAGAUCCUAUCGUGAGUUUGAAGAAGUAUAUUCUUGAAAAGAACCUUGCAAGUGAAUCAGAGCUGAAGGCUAUCGAGAAAAAGAUAGAUGACAUUAUUGAAGAAGCUGUAGAGUUUGCAGAUUCAAGUCCACAUCCCCCAAGAAGCCAACUGCUGGAAAAUGUUUUUGCAGACCCCAAGGGGUUUGGCAUUGGGCCUGAUGGGAAGUACAGGUGCGAGGAUCCUAAGUUUACGGAAGGCACUGCUCAGGUCUAAGUUUACGGGUUAAUAAACUAUCCACAUCUUCGAUAAUACAGGAUAUCUUAGUUCAAUUAAAAUUUGUGUUCCUCCCAGUGAGCUGUUCUUUUUCUCCAUAUCCUGGUCUUUCUUUUUCUUUUAUUUUAUGGUUUAAUUUUCUUGUUUUUAGCAGUCAUGGCAUUUCCAUCUUCCCUAUUUCUGAACCUUCUGCUAUGUAAGUCUAUGGUUGAGUCAGUUUUCUCCAUCAACUGAUAAAACCUUAUACAUGAGUAGAAUCUUUGGCAUAGGUUUAGCAUUCAGGGAACUGAAACAAAACUGAAUACACAAGUAGAAGCAUAUGUUUGAGAACAUUUUGCUUUUGGUUGAUGGUUACUGCUUGAUGCUGUAUAGAAAUUAAUUGACAAAACAUGAUGUCAAAUAUAUAUUGCCAAAUAUAAUGGAUCAGACUGUGGGCCAUAAU
Messenger RNA from Musa acuminata AAA Group (dessert banana), 1898 nucleotides. Its product is annotated as pyruvate dehydrogenase E1 component subunit alpha-3, chloroplastic. Gene Ontology annotation, molecular function: pyruvate dehydrogenase (acetyl-transferring) activity. Bases 167 to 1456 code for a protein of 429 amino acids. The transcript has 3 exons. Gene Ontology annotation, biological process: pyruvate decarboxylation to acetyl-CoA. Gene Ontology annotation, cellular component: intracellular membrane-bounded organelle. The record is from RefSeq and is a predicted model, not a curated record. NCBI's taxonomy places the organism in Eukaryota, Viridiplantae, Streptophyta, Magnoliopsida, Zingiberales, Musaceae.